AUGGGAAACACAACAAGUGCGGUCCUGGACCAGAUUGUCCAGACCACCAACUUCGAUCGCGAUGAGGUGGAGCGCCUACGAAAGCGGUUUAUGAAGCUGGACAAGCUCCUCCAGGACAACUCCGGAACGAUAGAGCGCGACGAGUUUCUGAGCCUGCCACAGAUCGCCUCGAACCCACUAGCAACAAGGUACGAACGAGAAGAGGAGACGGAGCAUAUGACCGGAGAACGCACGAGGGAUGGGGAGCAUGGGAGCCGUAGAAUGAGCACGUCAUACGAUUGUUGCAAAAGAAAGAAACAAAGGAGAAAACGUGGGCUAACGUCGUUUUCCCCCGCCAGGAUGAUCGCCAUCUUCGACGAGGACGGCGGAGGCACAGUCGAUUUCCAGGAGUUUGUUGCAGGCCUAAGCGCAUUCUCUUCCAAGGGCAACAAGGAGCAGAAGCUGCGAUUUGCGUUCAAGGUCUACGACAUUGACCGCGAUGGUUAUAUCAGCAACGGUGAGCUGUUCGUGGUGCUCAAGAUGAUGGUCGGUAACAACCUCAAAGACCAGCAGCUGCAGCAGAUUGUCGACAAGACGAUCAUGGAGGCCGAUCUCGACCAGGACGGCAAGAUCAGCUUCGAGGAGUUCACCAAAAUGGUCGAGAACACGGACGUCAGCAUAAGCAUGACGCUUGACCAGUUUUAA
Messenger RNA from Sporothrix schenckii 1099-18, 684 nucleotides. Its product is annotated as protein phosphatase 3, regulatory subunit. NCBI's taxonomy places the organism in Eukaryota, Fungi, Ascomycota, Sordariomycetes, Ophiostomatales, Ophiostomataceae. The transcript is spliced from 4 exons. The record is from RefSeq and is a predicted model, not a curated record. Bases 1 to 684 code for a protein of 227 amino acids. Gene Ontology annotation, molecular function: calcium ion binding; calcium-dependent protein serine/threonine phosphatase regulator activity.